Laccaria bicolor S238N-H82 is the source of this 2523-nucleotide messenger RNA. RefSeq lists its product as uncharacterized. Gene Ontology annotation, biological process: actin cortical patch localization. Gene Ontology annotation, cellular component: plasma membrane. The record is from RefSeq and is a predicted model, not a curated record. The transcript is spliced from 10 exons. The coding region runs from base 1 to 2523 and encodes 840 amino acids. NCBI's taxonomy places the organism in Eukaryota, Fungi, Basidiomycota, Agaricomycetes, Agaricales, Hydnangiaceae.
AUGGGAAAUGGCAAUCACUGCUCCUUCGUCCUGCUUGCUGAGUUCCAUAUCUUUGAAGGUGCUCAGCUCAAGUAUCAAUUUCCUCAGCCUUUAGGUAUCGAUGAAAGUGUUCUUGCAAUGUCCAUGCUUCCAGACGGCGCCGAGACCCAACUGGAUGACUGGACCAUUUUCUUUCUCAACCAGACACCUUUCAAUACUAUCUCUCCUGUACUCGCCCUGGAUACGCCUGAGGUAUCACCAGUCGGACUUCCAGGUGGCGAGGUCAACGGCGUUAAAAACGACAAGCCUGAACUUCUGUGUGUGUUGAACCUGGUUAGAACCAAACAUGACAAGUCGCUAGAUCGGGGAGCCAAAGUGCUCGCGCUUGCGAUCUGCACGCGUCAUCCAUUCAUCCAAAUCUUCAAGCCAUUCCUUCUGAUGGCUUUGGACGACUAUUUUUCGGACCCUUCCCAAGACUGCCUCGCGCGCCUCUUUGAUGCCGUCAACUCCAUGGACCUGUCAGGGGCUCCUAUCUUAACUCGACAGGAAAAAUUGAUUAUGCGUUCUUCGGAACGUAAAGACAUCUUCGCAGAGAAGUUUUCUCAUAUUGCUUCUCAACAAAGCUGGGGCUUUGGUAACUCCAGCCUCGGUUCGAAAGCCGUUUUUAAGCAUAAAUCCUCUCAUUCUAACGAAUCAUCGUCGAGCUUUGAGGAUGGGCUCCUCAUGAGGAAUCGAGAAAGAGACCGCCGUCAGGAUGACAAUCGGAUCAAAAGGCAGGACCCACAACCAGAGAAAGAUUUUGAAAAUGGUGUCCCGCAACCUGGUCAAAAUCAUUCACAGAAUUCACCCUCAGACUCAUCUUUCUCGCUAGGCGGAAGUGCAGUCUGGGUUGGUGAUGAAAGUGGGUUGGACUUGGUCCCAAAAGGUCACGCAGGAGAUUCGAGUAGUCUCCUGUCCCUUGUUGGAAGUAACACAUUGGUUAGCUCCUCCAGAAAACGCAGGUCAACGGAUGCGUCUUCAUUCUCAUCCCAAACUCAUGGUCGAGAGCAAACAUAUCGACCACUUAACCCUCAGCAAUCACAUUCUUAUUAUGACCCACAUCUGCGUUCUGGGAUGGCCAAAGAUACCCAUUUCUACCAUACCUCUGUGGCGUAUAAAGAUCACCACUUGCCAAUCAAAAUGCCAUUAGCCACUUUUUCCGAAGAAGUUGGAGAUUACUCAUUAAUCACCCUUAUCAAAGUCUUUUCUUCUUAUCAGCAGGUUUCCGGACCCCUGCACCCUCACCUGCAUACAAACGGUCCACAGACUCAUCCUAUCAUCAUAUUGUUCAACGCACUUGUCACCGGGAAGCGUAUCAUCUUCCUGGGACACAAACGGCCUGCCGGAGAAGUUUCAAGCUUCGUUCUUUCUGCCUGCGCACUUGGUUCUGGAUGCGGAGCCGUGUUGAGAGGGUUCGUUGAACGUUCCUUUCCAUAUGCCAAUUUGAACAAUAGAGAUGAAUGGGAGGCAGUCCCUGCCUACAUUGCGGGAGUGACAAAUCCUAUCUUUGAGUCGUCGCGUCAGUGGGAUUUGCUACUGGACAUUGGCUCGGGUAACGUCACCGUCGCCAAAGAUAUCCAUAUGACAUAUCCAGCAACGAAUACUGUAGGAUUGGGUGCCCCCACUAUCACCCGAUCGGGUACCCUGAAGACUGAAUCCUCUGUCGGCAGCGAGGACGACAUUGCAAGGAUCACCAGGGAAGGAUCAAAGUCUGACUUUGCUGCCAAGGACAAUAAUGCCGAUAAAUUGUUUAUCGAAGACAUACGUGCGGCCAUUGAAGACCACUUUGGUGAAAGUUUAGUACGUACCAGAUUUACUGAAUAUGUGAUGCGUUUUGUUCGCCUCGCAUCUCGGUAUGAAGAAGAGACAACGGGUACCACAAAAUUCGGCUUUCCGAGUUCCUUGUUUUCAGAAAGUCCAGGUAGACUCCCACAUCUUGGAGGCGGCAUCGCUUUCGGCGACGAGGCUACAUGCUUCAAGGAAUUAAUGGCCAAUGCUCAUCGCAUUGAAGCGUGGCGAAAAACAAAUAGCUAUCAAUAUCUUGUCACGGAUUACCCCAAAUACCAAGCAAACCUGGCGAUUAAAGGCUUUGAUGUUCUCCAUCAGCUCUUUCGCCUUCGAUACACAAAGAAUAUCACAGAAGCUGAGACUUUGGCCAUCAUGCGUACUCUUGCAGACAAUGUCAGGUCUUACGAUCAAGUGGUGGAGCUCCUGUCUUGGCUCCCUCAUGGGGGGGGUUUGUUGUAUCUCGGUUUUGGCCUGUUACACCAACGAGAAGGGGUGAGAGAUGCAACGGUUGAUUUAUUUAACCAACUCCGCGCGUAUCCUGUGGGGGUUUUGUUCUUGCAAGCUCUCAACCAUUUCCAACGAUAUGCUUAUGUGCGUCAAGCGCAUGCAAGGGAGAAGAGAACUGAGCAACAGCAAUUUUCGGAUGUUGCUCACCCCACACCUUUGGCGACAUUUUCAUCCAGAACACAUUCAAAUUCGAUCGGGGCUUCUGGCUAA